Molecule: messenger RNA, 778 nt
Organism: Lactuca sativa (garden lettuce)
Lineage: Eukaryota; Viridiplantae; Streptophyta; Magnoliopsida; Asterales; Asteraceae
Product: dnaJ-related protein SCJ1
Cellular component (GO): cytoplasm; nucleus
Source: RefSeq, a predicted model, not a curated record
AAGCAGUUAAACACCCAAAGAGAAUUACCCCCUUCACAUAUCAUCAAACAAAUCUCGUCGGGAACCCAAAAAUCUCAUCUUUCUGCCGCCGCAUCUCUCUUUAUCCAUCCCUCUUUCUCGGCGCACGAACGCACUAAAUCUUCAACGCCACAACAGCAACGGCGACGGCGACAAUGAGAUGGGACGAACUGGAAGGCGAUUUUAUGCAUCACAACGACGAACAAGAACCCCAACAACAAGACCAACAAGACUCUUCGUAUCUCAAUUUCGAUACCCUCUCUCUCAUUUCUAAGCCCAAGGAUUAUUAUCGAAUACUUGAGGUGGAUUACGAAGCUACGGAAGAAGAAAUUCGGUCCAACUAUAUUCGUUUAGCUCUGAAAUGGCAUCCAGACAAGCAAAAAGGUGAGGAUAGUGCCACAUCCAGGUUUCAAGAGAUAAAUGAGGCAUACAAAGUUUUGAGUGAUCCAAUCCGUAAACAAGAAUAUGACAAGACAGGAAUGCUAUACCUCUAUGAUUACAACAUUGUGGAUUACCUUAACCGUUACAAGGGUCUUAUCUUAACAUGCAAUGGCCUCGGGAUGAAGACAUCAAUCUUGUGAGAGACACACGCACACUUUGGUACAUAUGGUUGGUUCUUGAGGCUGUUGAUCUUAUGGUGGUGCAAGAAGUAAUGAAUUUGCAAGUUUUAGAUUUAUUACUUACUACUGCAACUAUUAUGUAAAGCUUUGUAUCAUGCCAAUCGACUCUAGUUUUAUGGUUAAAAAAUCUUUUUAACACC